GUACAUAAGAGUGAAGUUUGCGGCUCUCCUGGGAGUCCAUUCCAUGUUCUGAAAUCUGGGCGGUGCUUUGUUCCGUUCCUUUGUCACUUGCAAACUACGCCCAGCUCUCUUGUUUUCAUCAGAAAUGGCCUUUCUUUUUCAGAAAUUUCAAGAGGCUGUCAAAACUCUUGCGAAAAAUCCCAUGUUUGCUAAGGAUCCAAGGAAACUGCAAUUUGAGGCAGACAUGAACCGGUUGUUCCUUUAUACCAGCUACAAUUGUUUGGGAAAGAAUGCUGAAGAGGCUGAUGUAGAGGAGAUCAUAGACAUGGCCACUAAAGCCUCUAUUGCUGAUCAAGAGAAGCUAGUCCAAGAAAAUGUUCAUUCCCAAAUUAAAAGCUUCUGCAAGUCUAUGGACAAAAUUCUUCUUCCUGAUACGGAAAAGAGAAACGAGCCAAUUGAGUUGCCUCAGCAAACGAAUGCUGCUUCUCGCAGGAGUGGCCUUAGUUUCGCUGUUGGUAGCAAUAUCUCAAAAACCAAUCAUCCGGCUGUACCAGAGACUAGGCCAUUAAAACGGAUUGAAGUGUCUAAGAGAAUUAAAGAUCUUAUUGGCUACACACUCAAUAUCAAACCCUCCGAGAUACCUCACAAGGAAGCUGGCCAGGGUUUGUUUCUAAAUGGCAAAGCUGAUGUAGGUUCUGUGAUAGCCAUUUACCCAGGUGUAAUAUAUUCCCCGGCUUAUUACCGUUACAUUCCCGGAUACCCAAGAGUAGAUGCACAAAACCCAUAUUUGAUCACGAGGUAUGAUGGGGCUGUGAUAAAUGCUCAACCUUGGGGUUUGGGGGAUGAAACCCGUGGGAUGUGGGACGCCGUAAGUGUUUCGAAGAUCAGACCUAAUGUGCAAGCUGAUGGGAAAGGUUCAGACAAGCUCUGGAGAAUCCUAAGUAAGCCAUUGGAAGGCAAACGAGUGGACUAUGGCGGUGAUGUUAUAGAGCGGAGAAAUCCAUUAGCCUUGGCUCAUUACGCCAACCACCCUGCAAAGGGUAUGGCUCCUAAUGUUAUGAUUUGCCCUUAUGACUUCCCAUUGACUGAGAAGGACAUGCGAGCUUAUAUUCCAAAUGUUGUAUUCGGGAAUUUAGACGAAUCAAAUAUGAAGAGGUUUGGAAGCUUUUGGUUCAAAUAUGGGAGCUCAAAGAUUGCUGGAUCGGACAUUCCACUUCUGAAGACACUUAUCUUGGUGGCUACAAGAGCUCUUGGUGAUGAAGAAGUGCUUUUGAACUACAGAUUGAGCAACCUGAGGCGUCGACCAGAAUGGUAUACUCCGGUGGAUGAAGACGAAGAUAAAAGGAGAUGGAGCUAAUUUCGGCCGGUAAAAAAUGCGUGUUGAUUAGGGAAAUAAUUCUUUUGUUGGGAGCAGCAAUUUUUCUGAGGCGUUUCAUUUUGUAGCUUUUUAUUCGGCAAGAUUUCUACAACAAAAGUUAGGCAAUAGCUUGAGGAAAAUCUUUUACAAAAAAUAAUGUCAUUAACCAUCCACAAAAUGACACUUGGCCCCACUAUUGCAGAGUUAUGUGGAACUUUGAUGUCGUAUCUUUUGGCAUUCCUCAAGAGAGCCUGUUAUUUGUUUGGAUGUCUUUAGGAUGGCAGUGGAAAUCU
This is a messenger RNA of Morus notabilis, 1629 nucleotides long. RefSeq lists its product as uncharacterized. The record is from RefSeq and is a predicted model, not a curated record. Lineage: Eukaryota; Viridiplantae; Streptophyta; Magnoliopsida; Rosales; Moraceae. The coding region runs from base 125 to 1336 and encodes 403 amino acids. The transcript has 4 exons.